Molecule: messenger RNA, 258 nt
Organism: Cokeromyces recurvatus
Lineage: Eukaryota; Fungi; Mucoromycota; Mucoromycetes; Mucorales; Mucoraceae
Exons: 2
Coding region: 1-258 (85 amino acids)
Source: RefSeq, a predicted model, not a curated record
AUGGAAGAGUUUUUAUUAGAGGCAGAACCUAUUAUUAAUGAUUUAAAGGAAAUGGUUAAAGAUAUUGAAGAAAAAUUACGUGAUCUUAUUAGUUAUUAUGGUGAAGAUCCAAAUACGAUAAAAGCUGAAGAGUUCUUUGCUAUUAUAUCCAUGUUUACCAAUUCGUUUGAAAAAGCACAAAUUGAAAUUCAUGAGGCAAGAGAAAGAGCAUUGAAGAGACAAAAGCAGCAAGAAAUAAAAUUAUUAAAGGUAAAAUAA